AUGUCUGCUCCCGAAGCAAUCGCGCAGUCCAACGCGAUGGUCGAACCCGUCUCUCCGCGUCAGGACGCGCCGCCCAUCGAGCAGGCGAUCCAGACCCUCGGUGCCCUCAACCCCCUCAACUCUCUCGACAUGCCUGCCGACCCCGAUGCCCAAGCUACCGUAACCGAUUUCCUCGACUUUACCGAAUACCUCCCCGCCGAUAUAAUGCGCUCCCUCACCCUCAUUGGCAAGCUCGACGAAACCCAUAUUAACGCGUCCACCAUUGUCCACGAACUCACCAAGAAAUGGUCGCAGCUACCAAACAUGCCGCCCUCCGAGCGGACCAGUGCCGUUGAUCUGCGCGCCGACAUCUCUGAACAGCUUCAACAAGGCAUGAAUGCCCGUGUUUCCGCCCACGCCGAAGCUGUACGAAUGGACGGUGAGGUUAAACGACACCACAGUCGCAUCAACACCAUUCUUGCCAAGCUGGUGACCAUGUUGGAGAACUACCCGCCCCCAGAAGAGAUCAAAAGCCCUGUUGCCACGUUCAAGUCACCCCAGGCAGCGGCAGAGUCCAAGGCACCCAUAAGACUUGAUGGUCAGAAGCGACGACAUAGGGUCCCGAGAAUCACAGUCCCCGGAGAAGUUCUGGCACCAUACGAGCUCAACUACGAACCGUUUACCACCGACAGCGACAGCAGCUCCGAGGACGAGGAUGCGGCAUCUCUGUCCACCAACCGUGUAACCCCAGCACCUCAGCCACGUAUUAAGGUUAUGAAGGCUCCUGCCCGUCCGCCUAAAGCUGGAAAGGCGCCCAAGCCGAGAACAUCCGUACCUCCGCCGCAUAUUCCAGGCGCCGACCAACCGCUAUCCACGAGCGCCAUGCUGGCACAGCUGGGUCCGCCUCCAGUGAACCCCACUAUCGGCGGUCCGGACGCUCCUUGGGGUCAGCUUACACCAUUCGAACUCGCCAAGCUGAGAAAGAAGAUGAAGAAGAAUGCAGCUUGGACCCCUUCUGUUACCAUGAUCGCUCGAGAACUCCAAGCUUUGGGCCGCGGUUAUGAAGCCUUUAAAGCUGCACAACAAAAGGCGGAACAGGAGGGAAGGGUUUUUGAAGGAAAGAUGCCUGUCCCAGUCAAGAAUCCCACAACUGGAGAGAUGCAGAUGCCCGCGGGUGCGGUCUCGGAAGAGGCCUUGGCGGCAGAUGAGGCGAACACGUAUAAUCGUGGCAUGAAGUUGAACGAGGCCAAGAAACUCAAACGAGUCCAGUUGGCACACCAGGCUGCGAUUGAGGCCGAAGAAUCGGCAAAGCUUCUGGACAAUGUUGCCCGGAUACUAAUGAAUAACUCACAACCUGCCAUUACCCAACCAACGCCAACCCCUACGAUAGCCAACAACAGCAGACCCAAACAACCAAAGAAGCGCAAGAGGGAGUCUGUCAUUGAGGCCGAUGCGACAAAACCGGAAUCGCGGAUCAAGCGGAUGAAAAACGAGACCCCUGUCCCUACUCCACAGCUAAAUCUUCAACCACACCAGAGAACGGCAGUGCCUACACCUGUCCUGCAUUCUACAACCCCCAUCCCUCUACCCAUUCAUGCCCAAGAUCACUCCAGUGUUGCCAAAUCUAGUGCCUCAGUCGCUUCUGCAACAUCUCCCGCCCCAAGCAGUAUUGCCGACCCCGAUCCCGCCGCCGCUACGGUCGCCCAGAAAGUCUACAACUCCGAUUCUUCCUCCUGUUAG
Molecule: messenger RNA, 1719 nt
Organism: Sordaria macrospora k-hell
Lineage: Eukaryota; Fungi; Ascomycota; Sordariomycetes; Sordariales; Sordariaceae
Biological process (GO): regulation of DNA-templated transcription
Cellular component (GO): nucleus; histone acetyltransferase complex
Molecular function (GO): histone acetyltransferase activity
Source: RefSeq, a predicted model, not a curated record